Messenger RNA from Arctia plantaginis, 4335 nucleotides. The record is from the annotation of a GenBank genome assembly. Lineage: Eukaryota; Metazoa; Arthropoda; Insecta; Lepidoptera; Erebidae.
AUGUGAAUUCAAAAUUUGUGUCUUGAUAUAAUGUCAGAGAAGUUGGUGGGAAAAACGGUGCUAAAGCGACAUGAGGUGGCCAGGCCGGUACAUAUUCAAAGACUGGAGGCCGCAUUAGAUGUGCGCCCGUUUGUGAGUCAAGUAGAGAAGAUUCUGAACUCUGAUGUUGCCUCGGAAAGUGAUGAUGACUCGGACGCUAAAUCUAUUGUUAAUGAGAUGUCCAAAGGGGACCGAAUGUUGCAUGGAGUUGUCACUACAAAACAAGAACGUCAGAGUGACCGUCUUAGAUUAUACAACUUCAGUUCAGUGGGAGAAGAAAGAGAAUGGUUGAGAGAUGUUUUACUAUCAUCUGAGUCUGAUACAUCUAGCGAUGAAGAAUCUCCUCUUGGUAAAGAGUUAAGAAUACAGAGAAUGCUCAAAGAAAGAAGAUAUCAUAAUAGAUAUGCCAAGAAAUAUUAUAAAGAUCAAGGAAAUUCCCGUUACAUGUACUAUGGAGCUGGUCUUCUAUCUACCGUUGACCGAUAUCCUGAACGUCGAAUUAGUCGACCAGUACCGCCUCCACCAUCAACCAGAGGACGUCGUGGCAGGCCCUCAGAGAGAGGUUCUGCACGGGGUAUGAACAAAGCCCGGAGGGGAAGAAUCAGAGAUUCACGUGGCAAUGAUGGGAAUGAUCUGCCUGAUGGUGUGGAUUGGGAGGAACAGCUUCGUAAUCUUAAGGAGGAGAACGAAAAUGACGAGUAUGGCAUAUCCACUGAAAAGACUGGAGUCAGGGGUCGCAAGAAACUUUCAACAUUGAAAAGCCCGGAAGCCCUGACGGCUAGAAGACGUCGCCAUUGGUUACUGUUAGUGAAAAAAGAACUUGGCAAGGUGCAAAGAGCCAGAACUGCUACACAUAGAGAAGUGAUGCUGCAGAGGAAACGUCUCGCUACAUUGUGUUGUAAACAUUGGCGACAUAUAGCCAUGCAGUCCCAGAAAAAUAUGAAGGAAACUGUCUGGCGCUGUAAGCGUCUUAGUCGAGAGAUGCAAGCGUAUUGGAGGAGAUACGAUCGAGCUGAAAGAGAAACGAGACGCCGGAUGGAAAGGGAGGCUGAAGAACAGAGAAAGAUGGAUGUAGAACUAAUGGAAGCAAAACGGCAGCGUCGUAAAUUGAAUUUCUUGAUUACACAAACGGAACUGUACGCCCACUUUAUGCAACGAAAGAUGAAUGCUGCAGAUGAUUGUGAAUAUGGCGCAGAUAGUAUCCUGAGGCAGUUGGAUGAAGACAGAGAUCCUAGGCUUGCUGCCAUAGACCAUUAUGAUAGCGAGGCGAUGAAGGCUCGCGCGUCACGCAACGCGCGCGAGGCGUUCCGCGCGGAGCGGGCACGCGCGUCGCUGUUCGACGCGGCGGCGGGCGCGGCGGCGGACGGCUCGGAGCCCGACGCGCCCGCCGACGAGCGCCGCGGCGACCACGACCAGCCCGCCAUCUUCCGCGGCACGCUCAAGGGCUACCAGCUCAAGGGCAUGAACUGGCUCGCCAACCUCUACGAUCAGGGUAUUAGCGGAAUUCUAGCAGACGAAAUGGGUUUAGGAAAAACAGUACAAUGCAUAGCUUUCCUGUGCCAUGUAGCAGAAAGGUUAGGAGUAUGGGGACCGUUCCUAGUUGUCUCUCCGGCGUCUACUUUACAUAAUUGGCAGCAGGAAAUGCAAAGAUUUGUUCCAGAUUUCAAAGUGGUGCCAUACUGGGGCAGUCCAUCCGAACGCAAAAUCCUCCGACAAUUCUGGGAACGCAAAGAUCUUCACACUCGGCAGGCAGCAUUUCACGUGGUGGUGACGUCCUAUCAGAUAGUUGUAUCAGACUUGAAGUACUUGAACAGGGUAUCUUGGCAGUACAUGAUAUUGGAUGAAGCUCAAGCGAUUAAGAGUUCCGCCAGCAUGAGGUGGAAGCUGCUACUAGGUUUUAGCUGCAGAAAUCGGUUAUUGCUUUCUGGUACACCAAUCCAAAAUAGUAUGGCGGAGUUAUGGGCUUUAUUGCACUUUAUAAUGCCGACAUUAUUCGAUUCUCACGAGGAGUUCAAUGAAUGGUUCUCUAAAGACAUAGAGAGCCAUGCGGAAAACAAGAGCACCAUUGAUGAGAAACAUCUGUCCCGUUUACACAUGAUUCUAAAACCAUUUAUGUUACGACGAAUUAAGAAGGAUGUAGAAAAUGAGCUCUCUGAUAAAAUCGAAAUCAUGGUCCAUUGUCCGCUUACUAUCCGGCAGAAGUUAUUGUAUAUAGCUUUAAAAAAGAAGAUCAAAAUAGAGGAAUUACUGCAUUAUUCAGUUGGAGCAGAAUCAGGUCACAAUGUUGACAAGAAUUUCACGUCUAAUCUUAUGAAUUUAGUUAUGCAAUUUAGAAAGGUCUGCAAUCACCCAGAGCUUUUUGAACGCCGUGACGUCAAGUCUCCAUUCGCUAUGCAAGUAGACGACUAUCACAUACCAAAACUCGUAGCUGAAGAAGGCAUAUUGAUCCGAUCAAUACCUUCGAAACGUCACAUAGUUUACAAUAUCAUGUCUAUUCUCUCACCGGAAUAUAUACAAAGGAGUAUAAACGGUGAAGAAUUGGUGAUAAGGAGUGAAAACGGAGAACAAAUGGGAUUUGAUAAUGGAUUGUUUGCUUUUAUGAGAUUUGUAAAUAUAUCCCCCAUGGAGUUGUAUAGGGUUAUGCUGUGUGGAUGGUUGUAUGCUAUGCAACACAUAGAGUAUUGUCUUGAGACAUAUGAGAAACUGCGCCAUCGUCAAUAUUGGUGGAGUAACUUCCAACAAGGUGAAGUAAAACAGGAGGAGACAGAGAUCGACGUAUGUCCCGAGUACUAUGAUCGAGUGAGAAGCAAAGACAUGUUGCUGAUAUGCCCAGAUGGCGACACAUUUAAAAAGAGGAAAGAGGAUAGUUUGAUGUGGAGUGAUAUGCUGUUCACUGACCCUUUGUGGGUCCAAGGAGGUCCCUUCUACACUCACACUGAUUAUACGAUACACUAUAUACCGGAAACUAUAGAACAUAAAGCAAUGCGAGUCAGGAAUCAGAGGGAAAAAGAUGGCCAGACAGAAAUGCUCAGUGAAAUUAAGACAGAAGAAGGUGGUGUGAUAUCGGUGCAGCCGAUGGAAAUCCCAGACGUGCCGUUCGUCGAACGACCACCUGUAGUGUACCUGGAAAUGCCUACUACACUGCCUGCUUUCUUGUUUACUGUUCAGCAAAAGGUGUGUAGCGCGACGCGCGGCGUGUUCGCGUCGUCCCGGCGCCACUCGUACCACGCCACGCGCCACGCGCACUGCGAGAGCGCGGCCGGCUGGCGCUGCGUGUGGCGCCUCGUGGCCGCCGCGCGCCCGCCCGCCGGCUGGGCCUCGCUGCAGGUGCCAGAUAAAAAUCAACUAGUCAGCGACGCGGGCAAACUAACAGCAUUAGAUUCUCUGCUCAGGAGACUGAAAGAACGUGGCCACAGAGUGCUCAUCUACAGCCAAAUGACCAAGAUGAUUGAUUUAUUGGAGGAAUACAUGUGGCAUCGGAAACACAAAUACAUGCGGUUAGAUGGUUCCAGUAAGAUUUCAGCUCGGCGAGACAUGGUGGCAGACUUCCAAGCGCGUGCAGACAUCUUCGUGUUCCUCCUUUCAACUCGUGCAGGAGGUCUCGGCAUCAACUUAACAGCAGCCGAUACCGUCAUCUUUUACGACUCAGAUUGGAAUCCAACCGUUGACCAGCAAGCCAUGGACAGAGCUCACCGACUCGGCCAGACGAAACAAGUAACCGUGUACCGACUAAUAUGUAAAGGAACUAUUGAGGAGAGAAUCAUGCAGAGGGCUAGAGAAAAGAGUGAGAUUCAAAGAAUGGUUAUCAGUGGUGGUAACUUCAAACCAGACACUUUGAAGCCCAAAGAAGUAGUGUCAUUACUUUUGGAUGAUGAAGAAAUUGAACUGAAGUACCGACAGAAGUCGGAGGAGAAAAAACAGAUGGAGGAAAGAGAACGGAAAAGGAAGAUGGGACUUUUGCCUCCUGUUCAACAACCGGCAAGUGUGGAGGCUAAGCGCGCGCGAGACUCGGCCUCGGAGCCAGGCAGCCCGCUCCAGGUGGACGAUGACAACGAUAACCUCGUCGUCGACAUACCGCCGCAGAUACCUGCUAACAUACCGUUUUCUCCAGCGGUGCGCCACUCGCCGUGGGGCGUGUCGCGCGGCAACCGCGGCGGGCGGCGCGGCCGGCCUCGCGGCUCGCGACACGCUCUGGGCCGCCGCCCCGAGCCUGCUCCCGCCGACAACGCCAGCGCCGUCGCCGCCGGUCAGUGGUGGCUUUGUGUCAUCGGUCAUAUGUUCGCUGGCGUCGUAUAA